AUGCAUAAAGUAAUCUCUGAUGAACAACGAAAACAACUCAAUAUUAGUUCUGAUGAAACCGUCUGUUAUCGUCAUGUUUAUAUCAAAUGCGGUCAGCUUAUACUUUCAAUGGCUGAUAAUUGGUAUGUUCCAAGCCGAUUAACAGAUGAAAUGAAUAAUCUUUUGAAUACAACGAAUAUUCCAUUUGGCAAAAUUGUCGCACCUCUUCGUUUUCGUCGUCAUACGUUGACAUCUCAACUGCUCUGGGAACCAUUGACCGACGACUGGGAAAUGAAGUCAUUUGCAUCGUUGCAUACUAUGUAUGAUGGCAAUAAAUGUUUAAUAUUUCCGUAUAAGAUACUUGAACAUAAGGCCAUACUUUACACAGAUGAUAUACCUUUCUCACUUGUCACCGAAACCUAUACUCGCGAAUUAUUUGACUUACCAGAUAAACGUUUAAAUUCAAAAGAAGCAUGGGUACACGAUUAG
Messenger RNA from Didymodactylos carnosus, 468 nucleotides. The record is from the annotation of a GenBank genome assembly. Lineage: Eukaryota; Metazoa; Rotifera; Eurotatoria; Philodinida; Philodinidae.